UAGCAUUGGAUAGCAUUGAGAGAGUUGUGCUGAACGUUGUGUUGAGUCAGUCGUCAACAAUACAGUCAUUGCAUAACAUUGUUAUCUGACUUUGCAUUUAGUGUUUUGUUUAGUAUUUUUAAGUUAUUUUAUGAUAUAAUAUCAUAUAAACAGUUGAGUGACAAACAAAAUCAUCUAAAAAAUCACCGAUUAAUACAUUAUUGUCAAUCAUAUGAUGAUUUUCAAUCACAUACUAGUCUUAGUUGUGCUCACUUUAGGAUCAGUUGUGAGCAAAGCUACAAACGGAUCAACUGAUGGCAAGACGUUUGAAGAAAAGGAAAGUUGUUAUCAAUUGUGUGACAAAACCUAUUCAUUACAUACUUAUCCUAAGUCCCAACACUUGACUGCAUGUCAACGGGGAUGUCGUUUCUCAAUACUAUCUCAUCUAAAUUUGGCCAAAAACUCUGCAAACUCACUGAUAACUGAUCCCAAACUUGUGACCAACAAUUGUAUUCAUUACUGUUCCCAAGCGUACGACACGAAUCAAAACUCAAGUGAAUACUAUGCGUGUGGUGUCGGCUGUAAUAAUGUCCACUUGAGUACAGGUGAUAAUGCAAUCAAUUCACACAACAAUAGUCCUAAAGUGCAUUUCAAUACCAAUGAUGUCGACCAAGUGAUCAAUGAAGCCAUCAGUCAUGAGAAGAGUAUUAUUGAUAAUGUGGACAAAAAUGAUAAUACAAACAGCAAUCAAAUGUUUAUAUCUCCAAUCAAUUUGUUUCGAUCUUUAUUCUCAUCUCUGGUCAGCCGUACAUCGGGUCCCGUAGUGGUCGAACGUUCAUCAAUGUCUGUAUUCUUUAGCCGAGAUAAUGACGGUCAGUCCAAACUGGUUGUCGUACAGUCAGAGCCUGAAGUGGUGGUCCAUCAAUAUCCAGAUUUAAUGGCAGUCAAUGAAUAUGAUAGCGAAUCGGUUACCGGUAGUGAAGAACACAUAACUACUGAUAAUAAUCGGCCAAAAAUAGAUGUUUCUCUUUGGUCUCAAGAGAGCCCAUUAAAUGUGGUACACAGUAGACAUGUAGACAAUAGUUGGUCCAAUUGCUUUCCAUACGAAUCAGGUGUUCCCCGAUGGAUACUGGGCACUGCCCUAUUUUUAGCCAUAUUUGUAUUGGCCUGGAUAUGCUGUGCCACUACAGCUACAGCACCGGAACAGCAUAUCAGAACUCGCAAAAUAGGACAGGGAAGUGAUCUCAAGUACCUUUGCCUCUAUGAAGAGCCCGUCAAAGUUAUCAUCGACGACAAACUUCCCACUUAUGAGGAACUGGAGGCACAAAAUGAGUUAACAGUCAAAACUAUUUGUAGUAAUGAUAACAAAAAUAUUGGCGACACUAAACAUUAAUAUGAUUGUUAACAUUGUUUAUAUCUUUUUUAAUUUGUAUUAUUUUUUCUAAUUUAUGAUUUCAAUGAUAUUUGUUAAAAUCAAAUUAAUUUGUUUGCA
This is a messenger RNA of Oppia nitens, 1471 nucleotides long. Its product is annotated as transmembrane protein 59-like. The record is from RefSeq and is a predicted model, not a curated record. The transcript has 5 exons. The coding region runs from base 212 to 1372 and encodes 386 amino acids. Lineage: Eukaryota; Metazoa; Arthropoda; Arachnida; Sarcoptiformes; Oppiidae.